AUGCUGCAAUCUCCCCAAGAGGAGCCAGUAUUGCGCCAGUUGCAUUCGGGAAGGCAUUCGGUGAUCAAGAAGAAUGUUCAGCAGCAGGUCGAUGUUGCCGUCAAGCACGCCGAGAAGCUGCUGGAGGGAGGGCACAACCAUUCGAGAGGCGCCCAGGAGUGGAGGCAGCUGCGGGCUGAGGUCGCAGCUGCAGAGGAGCGGGUGGCAGAUGCCGUUGUCCGGUCCGACUACCUGCAGCGGGCGCAGGUGAUCGAGAACGCCAAGCGGGAUCGACCGAACGCUGCUGACUUGCGAGCCAACAUUGCGCUUGUGCGAUCGAAGCAGCACGAGGUCGGCAAGCGGAUUAUUCACGCUCGGCGGGUACUCGUACGGGAAGUUGUCGACGUCUUUGGUGUGCAGCGGCGCAGGUCAUGGGAGAUUGCGGGGCUGCAGUUACCUUCUUCGCCGGAGCUGUUCCGUUUGGAGCCAUCCCUCCACAUCAAUGCGAUCGUGCUUCACAUCAUUCACCUCCUCAGUCUGAUGACGCGGUACCUGUCGAUUUCGAUCCCAUUCACGCCAACAUUCAACGAGCAAGAGCACGUCGGGCGACCGUACAUGAUCGCGAACCUGCCCUUCCUCAGCACGACCAAGUGGCGGGACAAGCACCUGCUUUGGAUGUCGAGCAAGGCGUACGUCUCGAAGAAGCACGCAGGGAGCAAGCAGGAGAAGGCCCAGAUCGUGCUCAAGUCGUACAAGAAGCACAAGCACUUUCUCGAGAGCUUUGCGCUCCUGUGCCACUCCGUCGCCUACCUCGCGUUUACGCAGGGCGUGCUCGGUAUCGGCAUCGGGCCGCAGAGCUUCCGCCCCGCUCCGUCUAACAGGCGGAAGAGCUCUGAUGAGAACGACUCACCCCGCUUCCUCCCCGGCAGCGACGGCGUGCUCGUCUCUGCGACGUCGGUGCUCGAGCUCAUUGCGCUCACGGCCGAAUCGCCGACACUCGGGUGCAAGUCCCACGAGCCGAGCACGUCGGACACGGUGAAGCACAUGGGCUUCAGCCUCGACAUCUCCGAGGUCGUUGCCAGCGUCCUGACGUGCGAGCACGCAAGAUGGGGAGCGAGCAAGCCCGAUGUAGAAGGCAAAGAGCAUCUGAGCGAGGGCUGGGAGGUCAUGGACAUGGAUACAUAG
Molecule: messenger RNA, 1164 nt
Organism: Trichosporon asahii var. asahii CBS 2479
Lineage: Eukaryota; Fungi; Basidiomycota; Tremellomycetes; Trichosporonales; Trichosporonaceae
Exons: 3
Coding region: 1-1164 (387 amino acids)
Biological process (GO): SNARE complex assembly
Cellular component (GO): endosome; lytic vacuole
Molecular function (GO): SNARE binding
Source: RefSeq, a predicted model, not a curated record